AAACCCAAAAAGUUGGUCUUUUAAAACAAUAACAUUAUAUCCUGUCAUUUCGCUCUUUUGUAAUUUGACCCCAGGCAUACGAAUCCCGACCUCACGUCCCUUAUUAGUACUGAAGUACUGGGUACUUCAUACUUCGAAAUAAUAAUAACUUUGCGGCGUCUCGCGUGGAUCACCCAGGUAAGGCAAGAUUAAGGUUACCCCUCGAGGUAAUUCUUGCUUGGUCCUCAAACUUCUCUUACGACUUCUCGCUGUAUACAUUCCAAUCAUUCUCUUGUACCGCUCACUUCUUGCGCCAUUCCCAUAUUCAAUCGCAAUUAUCAUCAAGGCGCAUUUUACCUUGCUCAUUGUUGUCGACUCGGACUCUGAAGUUUGUCCUUCGAUUGGGGAAACUGUUCAACAUCUUUUCAUAACUUCUAGUGAGUGAAUUUGUUUUUUUUCCUUGGGUUGGAUCCUGAAGCUUGCUUUAUUUUCUUAUUGUUGCCUCCAUUGAUCAUAGUAUCGACAAACAAACAACAAAAGAAAGACGUCUAUACUUAUUGUCCCUUUUUCAACAAACAAUGAUGGCUGGUCCAACAAGCAUUGCAAUGGCUAACAAUGCAACUUUGAAAAGGUCCUUUACUGCGAUUACACUUUCUCCACCCGCUUCUCCGGACUUAAGUGGGAUAUCUAAAACAUAUUGGGGCAUACAAUCAAUUCAACGCACACGCGAACUAUUGGCGCAGGCUCCAGUUGUCAAGCGUCGCGAUCUUUCUGGGAGACGGAAGAUGCCAUCAGCAGCUGGUCUCCGAAUACACGAGAAUCAUUUACCUACGUUCAUGUCAGUAUAUGGCAUGGAUUCGGACAUGAUGGACGAUUCAGCGUUAGGCGGCACUCCCACCAAAUUAUCGGCUAGUCCGUAUAACAAUCAGCAAACACAUCAAAUGCCAGAAGUCAAGACCGAUAGCAACCUACUUCAAAUACAUUCCCAUCAACAUCGGGAAAGCACUUCAACACAAGCAUUCGAUUCGACCGACUCUUCUCCAACCACAACAGUGUCGACGAUAGACUCAUCUUCACUAUCAGAUCCAUCACCAAGUUCGUCACCUGAAUCACCAAUCACGAUCGUCCCAUUAUCCUCAUUCACCGGAUCUUCGUUUGGCCUAGAUUCUUUCCAAAAUCUGAAGAUGGGUGAAAUAGAUACAAGGCCGCCGCCCAUCACCGUGGAACGGCCUAUGACUUCACCUUCCCCAAGGAAAAAGAAUCCCAAAAGUCUUGCUCUAAAUCUCCGGCCAAGCAUUGAUGAAUUCGCCUCAGAGCCGCCCUCCCCGUCUUUUAUCAAACCACCACCACUGAAGGCUAGAAGAAAGCCAAGUCUUUUAAGUUUAAAUACGGGAACAGCGAAUAUGAACUCAGAACCUUUGGGGCAACAAGGAACCUCGUCAAUGCUGCAACGCAGAGGGUUAAAACAUUCUGUCUCGUCGCCGCAAAUGCUUUCAAUGACGACACCGGGCUUUGGUCCUAGUGGUGGAAUGACAUUGGGUGAUCCGUCUAGAGGCUUUGGUGGUUCGAGGUUAAAAGAAUCUGGCCCGCCGAGGGAUACAUUCACCAUCAAUGAAGACGAUGCACCCUCGCCAACAGGAGUCCAAAUGGCAACUCGAGCGCCAGGCAUGUCUAUUGGCGGUGAUUCGUUUGACAGACCGCCUACUGGCGAGGACUGCAAGUCCCCAUCAUAUCCUGACGGUCCAAUCCUUAUGCACGAACCGACCAUACAUCUAUAUUCGGAGCCUAGGAUGGAGGAGGCUGCAGAAUUUGACGUUGUGAUUAAUGUCGCACGGGAAGUCAAAAAUCCGUUCGAAGCAAACCUUAGGGAGAUGAAGAGGGAGGAAGAGGAGAAACAAAAGAGGCUCAGCCAUACCAGCAUAGAAUCCAGGGACAACUUUGUGGAUCCGUACGCCGAGAUCCCUGGUACAGCCGGAACCAUUUCCUCUUUUCAAACUGCUUACGAGACUCAAUCGGCUGGUUCCGAAUCGAGUUCUACAGAAUCGUCCCCAUCCACACCACGACCUAGCACCUCGGAAAUGAAGAUUCCCGAGUACAUCCACAUUCCCUGGGAUCAUAAUACAGACGUGCAAGGUGAAUUGUGGGAUUUAUGCCAAACCAUAGAAUCAAGAGCCAAGGAGGGAAAAAAAGUUCUAGUGCAUUGUCAACAGGGUGCCAGCCGAUCAGCAACCUUGAUAAUAGCAUACGGGAUGUAUAUCAACCAGGACCUAUCAGCAAACGAAGCAUACAAUUUGGCACAAUCGAAGUCACGUUGGGUCAAUCCAAAUAUGUCUCUGCUCUUCUCAUUAAACGACUUCAAAAAGGUUAUUGAAAGAAAGAAGUUGGAGAAACAGAUCGCUGAGAACAAGAAAAUGGUUACUAAGAAUGAGAGCCUGAGUAGGCACAGGCAAUCGCUAUCUGCCAAUGAUCUCGAUACAGCAUCGUCUCUCGGCCGUAACAGAGUUAAUUCUUCUCCUGUUUCCCCACCCAGAGAUUCAGCUGUCAGAGAGCCUGUGAUUAUGGAUCAUGAAGUCAAAGAAGAGAUAAACUCUGGUUGCAAUUCUGCAAUUGAUCGCCUAAGUCGUUUUGACUUCGGAUUUGGUGACAUUCCACGAAUUGAACCCUUCACAAAGUUCGGAGAUAGUUCCGAAAUCGAGCGGCUACCAUUACAAGAAACCAAAUGGCAGCUUGACAUGAUGUCCCCUCGACCACAGGAUGAUGACGCGCAAUCGAGUAUAAUGUCGCCACGGAUAAGUGAGAUGACUCGCAAUCCUCUCGAACAUGCUUUUUCACGUGUCAUUCCACAAGAGUCUUCCAAGGGAACACCCAGCCUUUUUUCUCCACGUGGCUUCGAUUUUCAGCGGACAACAUUCUUCCCUCCAACCGUUGCAAUUCACCCAAGUCUCCCACCCGCCCAAGAUCCUCGAAGUCCACCCAUAACAGGCGAAGCGACUAUUACUCGAUCUAUCGAUGAUUUCCUUUGAGUAUUUUGCAAAGCACAUAGAAUCUAUCAUACUACAGAAUAUCACCAUAAUUUCCAUGACCAAUGCUUUAUUUAUACCACAUUUCGCAAGCAUUAUAAGCACACAUUGAUUUGUAUGCCAAAUUUUGGUUUACCAUUCGGCGUUUUUUUUUUGUUUUUGUUUUUUCUCUCUCUCUUUUCCAAAUUUAUAAGCAAUACGCCGGUUUUUCUCAUGAUGGACGAAGAUGGAAGGGCGUUUGCAUAAGUUCGUGGCGUUGGAUAAAUAGGCAGGUCACCGUUACCGCCUCGCUGUAAGAUUUUAAUGAAUCGUCCCUUUGUUCUCUGGUGGAGUGGGAGGAUGGAAGAGAUGGAGAGGAACAAGAACAGGAACAGAGCACUCACUUGGUUGAGAGUGGGAACAAUGGGGACAUAUGAUGAGGCCAAUGAGUCAAGAAGGGGAAAAUCCCCUGUUGUAUCAAAUGUGCUUGAGCUCCUUGGUGGAUGGUUACGAAUAAAAUCAUAUACCCAAAACAGAUAUUUACUGGCU
This is a messenger RNA of Sclerotinia trifoliorum, 3527 nucleotides long. The record is from the annotation of a GenBank genome assembly. NCBI's taxonomy places the organism in Eukaryota, Fungi, Ascomycota, Leotiomycetes, Helotiales, Sclerotiniaceae.